AUGGGAACAGUUUGUACAAAAUGCUGUAAAAAGACCAACCACACUAACGAUGAUGCGCUCAGCAUUUUGUUGCUGGGCAUUGAAAGUGCAGGAAAAACGGAAAUUGCUUUCAAAAUUUGCCACCGAAAGAGGGGCGAUUUUGCACCCACCAAAGGAUGCCGCCUGUUCGAGACUGUAAUAGCCGAUACCGAUGUCAAGUUAAUCGAAAUCGGGGGUGGUUCGGACCUCCGAGAUAUUUGGAAGUAUUAUUUCUUAGAUGCUCUAGCUGUAAUUUUUGUAAUUGAUGCUUCCAACAUAAACAACAUCUGUGAGUCUUAUAAAAUUUUCCAGAACCUAAUGGCGCACGAGUUUCUCGUUGGCAAGCCGUUUCUUAUUCUAGCCAAUAAGCAGGACCUUCCCGAGUCGGUUGAUUGUAUCGACAUUUGCGAGUAUUUGGACGUCGAGUACCUUGCCAAUCGGUACAGAUGUCCCUGCUUAGUGGAGGCCAGUGGGAAUUGGGUCGAUGCUUCCCAAGAAGCCAACGAGUACGACGGAUUAAACUACGGUGUACAGUGGCUGGUGAAAACUGUGCUGACGCACCGUCAGUUUAUUACGAAUCGUAUUAAUUUCCACAAACAGAUGAUUAAUCGAAAUGUAACCGAUGGUGCCCAAAGUAUCAAAAGACCUCGCACCGGAGUAAAGUCUGGACGACGGAAACUAUCGAAGGAUAGUCGCCCAAAGACGGCACCUUCCAGCCACCAAGCAUGGCUGCGGAAGAAUGAUAACAACUACUUGACCAAACGGAACAGUGUGAUCUCCGUGAAGAGCACACCAAGUAGUACUACCACGGAACGGACAUCGACCGAACGGACGAUUAACUCUAGCUCCAAACCAACGACUGAAGGAGGUCUAUCGGUAGUGGAAGAAGCUUUAGAAGUUAGCCAUAGCAGUAGCGGCGACCGUCCACCGAUUUUCAUUAUACGAAAAGAAGAAAUGACACUAGAAGACCUGUCAUUAUCAUUCUCUGUCAAUGAGACGAAUGGAAAAGCAGUAGAAAUAAGCUAA
This is a messenger RNA of Anopheles cruzii, 1044 nucleotides long. RefSeq names its product ADP-ribosylation factor-like protein 13B. Gene Ontology annotation, molecular function: GTPase activity; GTP binding. The record is from RefSeq and is a predicted model, not a curated record. Lineage: Eukaryota; Metazoa; Arthropoda; Insecta; Diptera; Culicidae. Gene Ontology annotation, cellular component: non-motile cilium; ciliary membrane. Bases 1 to 1044 code for a protein of 347 amino acids. The transcript is spliced from 5 exons. Gene Ontology annotation, biological process: non-motile cilium assembly; receptor localization to non-motile cilium.